UCUAUAUAAAUUUGGUAGACGCAUAACGUACUGUAUCAAGUUCUAGGUAUUUAUACGGUAUAUGAAUACCCGCUGAAAGAAAGCUUAACUUUAACCCCACUACACCUCCCCUCCUAGAUGUUGGUCCGUGCGUAUCGCUAUCGGCUGAUAAAAUUUUAGGAAAGUUCCAUAUCCCCAAAUUUAUACAGACUCUAAUAUCAAGUAUCAAGAUACCCUCAACAACUACUUCCACCACCAUCUUGAAUACGUUUGUCACCAUUCAGACUAAACAAGAUGUUGUCUCUAAGAACUGUUGCGCGAUCUGCGCCCCGAACUCUUAACCGUCUAAGUUCCACCGCGCUCCGUCAAUCUAGAGUAGCUCGACCGAGCUCUCUGUUGAAGUCGUCAUGGGCACCUCUCAGAUCGUCGCAGUUCGCAUCAGCCUUCUCGACAUCUCAAUUCAGACAAGCUGCCUCCGAGGUUGACGAAGAACUGUCCGUCAAGCUCGACAGCGAAAUUCAAUUCGAGGGUUCGAUGAAGGAGGUCGACCAGCUCCCCGCCAGCGUCAAGGACUUCCUCGAGAACAGCCCUUUCGAGCUCAAGGACGAGCCCGGCAAGGAAGAUGUCACCCUAACACGAAAAUUCAACAACGAAACCAUCACCGUCACCUUCUCUAUCUCUGAUCUCACUAACUACGAGAAUGAAGACCUCUACAACGAAGACGCUCUUGGUGAGGACGAAUUCGAAUCCGAGGGAGGCAAUCGCCAGGCGCGACAGGAGACCGACGAGCUACUCGAAGACGAGGAAGAGGAGGGCAACGAGGCGCCGGUGCCGUGCCGGUUGAACGUGGUGGUAGAGAAGCCGGGCAAGGGCGCGCUCAACAUCGAGGCGCUAGCUCAGGACGGACAGGUCAUGGUGGAGAACUUCUACUACUUCAAGGACGCGAAGCUGGCGCACGGCGACACAGCUGAGAUCGCACACAUCGCCCAGGACGUCUACCCCGGCCCACCCUUCGGCACCCUCGACGAGGACCUCCAGCUCCUCAUGGAGCGCUACCUCGAGGAGCGCGGCGUCACCCAGGCCCUCGCCGUCUUCAUCCCCGACUACAUGGACGUCAAGGAGCAGCGCGAGUACCAGGCCUGGUUGAAGCAGGUCAAGGGCUUCAUCGAUGCUUAGAGAGAUCUUUCUUUUUCUUCUUCUUCGGUGUCCGCGGGGAUAUAGGAAGGAGGACAGGAGGGGUUAAGGUCUCGGGUCGAAUGAUGGACGAAUGGGGAUUAAGGAGGUAGAGAUAAUAAAUCCUCCCAUGAUGUAUUAUGAGGAAUCAUUUGUCCCGAUGUAACUUUUUCCACACUCCGCAUGUACAA
This is a messenger RNA of Annulohypoxylon maeteangense, 1343 nucleotides long. RefSeq names its product mitochondrial glycoprotein. Gene Ontology annotation, cellular component: mitochondrial matrix. The record is from RefSeq and is a predicted model, not a curated record. Gene Ontology annotation, biological process: cytosolic ribosome assembly. The coding region runs from base 274 to 1155 and encodes 293 amino acids. The transcript has 2 exons. NCBI's taxonomy places the organism in Eukaryota, Fungi, Ascomycota, Sordariomycetes, Xylariales, Hypoxylaceae.